This is a messenger RNA of Photinus pyralis (common eastern firefly), 3110 nucleotides long. RefSeq lists its product as uncharacterized. Gene Ontology annotation, molecular function: heme binding; heme transmembrane transporter activity. The transcript is spliced from 5 exons. Gene Ontology annotation, cellular component: membrane. Gene Ontology annotation, biological process: heme export. NCBI's taxonomy places the organism in Eukaryota, Metazoa, Arthropoda, Insecta, Coleoptera, Lampyridae. Bases 1607 to 2251 code for a protein of 214 amino acids. The record is from RefSeq and is a predicted model, not a curated record.
AAAAAUAUUCUAACAAUUUUACGAAAUAAUCCUAAUCCGUAUCCGUGUCCUAGAAAAAGUGAUUAGCCUGGAUCGAAAGACGGUAAACAAAAGCGGUGCAGUUGUAGAAAGAUCAAGUUCGUUGGAGUUACAACCAAGGCGCAAGGAAUGCUAUUACAAAAGUAUACAAAAGGCGCUGGUUUAUGCGUUGGACUUUACUGCACUAGUUUACAACUAUUCAAUGGUCCCAGUUUUCGGUUCUUGCGGAUGUUGUUGUGAAGUACGUGACUUUUGGAGCCGUUAACUGGAGUUCUUUAAUACUUAUAUCUACAAGUGUUUGUGGUAUAUUACUGUUUACGGGCAGCUACCUACUUUUGGAGCGAUUUGUUACCACAUACAUCUGAAUUUAAGAAUGCGCCCUUUAGGGUUUGCGCAAGGGGUUAUUAUUUAACACAAUACGAUCAUGGAUAAAUAUUCCAGCCGUUCAGCCUGACAAAUGCUGGUUAGUAUUAAUGGGCCAAGGAGUGUAGAUGGAUCCGUAGUGCAAGAAAAACUAUUCGAGUCGCACAAUGGAUUCAAAUAAACACAUAAUUAAUUGAUUGAAAGUGGCAAAGUGUGUUCUAAAACACAUAACGGCAAUAAAAACAACAUCCUUGAAAAAAAAAUCUUACAAAGCUUGUUUGGACAUAAUUAUAACCCCGCACGCAGACGAUAAUUUUACGAGAUAAUCCUAAUCCGUAUCCGUGUCCCAGACUUGAUGUCUGGCACUGUGGUUUCGUUAAAAAAAUGAUUAGUGUACUGUUGAUCGAAGAAUGGUAAACAAAAGCGUUAGUAGUUGAUGAAAGAUCAAGUUCAAUGGAGUUAGAACCGGAUAAACCAAGGAAUGUUGUUGCAAAGGUGUACAAAAGGCGCUGGUUUAUGCUUGGACUUUACUGCACCAGUGUUCUCAUUACAACUAUCCAAUGGGUCCAAUUUUCGGUUAUUGCGGAUGUUGUUGUGAAAUACUAUAACGUGUCUUUUGAAGCCGUUAACUGGAGUUCUUUGAUAUACUUACAAGUGUUUGUGGUAUUACUCUUCCCGGGCAGCUACUUUUUGGAGCGAUUUGUAUAUUAUGCUUAAUUACUACAUUUGAAUUUAAGAACGCGUCCUUUAGGGUUUGCGCAAGGGAAUAUUAUUGGCGUUAUUACUUAACACGAUAGGAUCAUGGAUAAAGGUUUUAGCCGUUCAGCCCGACAAAUACUGGCUAGUAUUAAUGGGUCAGGGAGUUGUAGCUGGAUCCGUAGCGCUUGUUUCAUGUGCACCGGCCCUCAUGGCUGCAGAAUGGUUUGAUUUGAGUCAGAUAUCUACAGCUUGUAGCAUUGGAGUAUUUGGAUAUCAGGCAUGUAGGAAAAUUGGUUUUGCAGAAUUGAAUAUUUAUGAUCUUGAUUUCCCGUGAAAUUUGUAGUUUGGUAGUGCUAUUGGAUUUAUAGUGCCUACAAUUGGUCUUCCAACAGAAUAUGACAGCCACACCUUUCAAAUUAAAAAAAUUGUUGAACUUUUAAGUAUAGCUGUAAUUAGUACACUGUUUUUGAUCACGUGCUGCUUUUGUUUCGAAGAUAAACCUCCUACACCUCCAACAGCCAGAAAAAUGGUGCACACCAAAACAUCCAAUUUUUUAAAAUCGCUUUUUGCUUUGGUCACAAAUUCUUCGUUCAUGCUCGUACUAUUCGCGUGCGGUAUUGAUUUAGGAAUAGUCACAACCAUAGGGACCUUGCUAAACCAAAUAUUAGCUAACUACUACGAUAACCCAUCAACUGAUGCCGGUAAGAUUGGAUUAGUUAUGUUUUUCAUUGGAUCAAUGGCACCAGCCGUCUGCGGAAUAAUUCUGGAUAAAUUUAAGGCGUAUAGAUUAACAUUCGUCGUACUACAACUAUGCACGUUACUUACUACGAUUGCCUUUACUUACACAUUGAAUCUAGGAAUUAUUUGUGUAUACGUUAUCUCGGCGCUAUUAGGGUUUUUCUAUACUGCCAUACAAUUGGUUAGUUUUGAAACCGCCAUAGAGCUAACUUAUCCUGAACCGGAGACUAUAUCUAUUGGGAUAAUGACGGCUACAUUCCAAAUCGGUACCCUAAUCUUUACAUAUUUGUACUCUUGGGUGCUAAAUACUUUAGGUAUUACUUGGGCGAACAACACUAUGUCUGCACUCAACAUCUUCGCGUUUUUGUUAGUACUGUGUAUCCGCUUCCAAUUCAAAAGGGAACAGUCACACGUUAUGGGAUAUAGCCACUAGUAAGAAGUUAAGGCCGCGCUAUCAGUAUUGUAUACACAUCUACAAAUUUGCUUCGUGUUUACAGUUAUUAUUAUAAGAUCUACUUUGGUAAAAUGAUCCUAAAUAAAUACCUCUGGUAGGUACGCAAUUAAACUUCAAAAUAUAACAAACGAACAGUUCCGUGGAAAUGUACCUUCAUUUAAACAAUUUCAUUUACAUAAGAAGGAAAACAGAAUUAAUCAAGCUAAAACCAAGUGGUCCAGAGACCAGAUAAAUUCGCAGAGUGGCACUACAACAGAGGAAAACAUCAGGAACAGGUGGGGUGACUACUUCAGUAAGUUAAUAGUGAAUGAAAAUCGUCAAAAAAUUGAAGAAAUCUUAUACCUUGAGGAGGAAAUGUUCGAUACUUGCAGGAUUAUAAGAAUAAUGGAGUAUUACACUGGUAUAUAACGUUUUGAAGGUUUAAGUAAGAGAGAAAAGGAAUGGAGACAUCAGAGCAAUAGUUCGCUUUCAUGCUAGGAAAAGGUACAUUCGCUGCACUGUUGGCCUUGAGGAAUCUGCUUGAGAAGUAUAGUGAGAAGCAAAGGACACUACACCUAGUCUUUAUAGAACUAGAGAAAACCUACGACACGGUGCCUAGGGAUGGAAUGUGGAAGUAUAUGGGGAUUCAGAUAGUACCAAAGAAAAGCGAAGGAGAUGACGCAGAUACCAGUCGAGGAUGGAGGACCUACAGUAGUAGAACAAAAACCGGAGUAUAUGUGAUUUGGAGGAGAGAACAGUUAGUUAGAGCUUGAGCGUUCUAAUACCUCGACUCCUACGUUACUGACGAGGGGGAACCGGACAGGGAAAUUAACCACAGGAUUCAAGCAGAGUGGCGAUG